GGGGUGGGAGGGAGGAGAGGUGCAGAGUUGUUACAGGGGAAGAGCGUAUACGAAGAGAUAGCUUCAAAGAGGAUGCUCUAGUCCCUUGCAGGGACAGGCGUCAUCGCCUGGCGAAGGCAGCAACUGCGGAUCCCGGCGGCGAGGGACCUUCCCCAGAGGCGAGGCAGGCGGCCUCAGUACCGAAGCCAAAGGAGGAGUCCGCAGCAUCCCGAGGGCCUUUGAGCGCCCGCCCAGCAGCACUCCAUCCCCCGGGCAGGCCGAGACAUGCGAGGGGCAGUCGAGAUGUUGGGCGAGUGCCAACUGGAGCCGAGCCUGGUCCAGUGCUACAGGGACCUGGCGAGAGUUGGAGAGGUGCUGGGAAAGAUCUUGUCCGAGGAACAAAAGAGAUCGUUCCUGCAGCGGACCAUUCUGGCAAUUCAGCAUGGGCGGAUGCACAUCAAGAGAGCUGCGCUGGUUUUCCUCUACGCCAUCCUGGGGGAAACCAGCCUCCUGAUCGGGGACAAGGUCGGCAGCCACCUUGGAUACAGGGGACUGAGAAAGGGCCCCUCGCCUCUGUGCCACGGCUUGUCUCUCUCCCGCAUUGCAAGGAGCAGAGAGAGGUCAUUAGCCAUGGCAGUGUGAGCUUUAGCACAAGCCAAGGUUGAUUUGCACCAUAUAGAUGAACUGAAUCUGUGAGAUAUGUAUAUAAAGCCCAAGAUAACAGUGACCCGCAGGUCACGUCAGCAGAGGCUGAAGCCUGCACCUGUCUAUAAGUUGCAGCUCUCCCCUGACUUGUGAGGACACUGGCCCCCAGGCUAACGGGAAGCGUGCCAAGUGCCUCCACACACAAUCUCUCCACACACACGCUUACCAAAACUGAAAAAUCUGUCCUUUCUUAAGGCCUAAAUUUUUGUCCAGAAAAAUACCCUAAUAAAAUACUUCAAUGUGGAGAGCUAGAAGAAUUCUUCCGACGCCUGCGCCUCAAAGAAUAUUUCCACAACCGAACUGAACCCACUCCCUACAGCAACUCAUCCUCUGACAACAUUCAGGAAAGGAUCAAUGCCAAAAAGCCCCAAAAAACAUCAGAUUGGACACCUCGCAGUGGACGAAACCCUAACCUUGACCGCUACAUUGACUGCUUCAGGGAAAGAAUGAACAAUGAAAUAAUCAGCAACGCGCCACCACAACAGCCUCUUUCCACCAGAGAAAAAGGCCACAGAAUCUCUAAGAUCCGACCACCAAACAGUAAUAAAACCAGCAGAUAAAGGAGGAGCCAUAGUCAUCCUAAACCGUGAGGAUUACAUAAAGGAAGCCAAGAGACACCACCUACUACAAAGAACUACAACAAGUUCCUACUCCCCUUUUCACCAAAAAACUCAACAAUACCAUCAAAUCAUUUCCAUCAAGACUACAAGAAAAACUACAGACCUUGAUCCCCCCGCUACCUAACCCGGGGACUUUUUACAUGCUCCCUAAAAUCCACAAACAAGGGAACCCUGGCAGACCUAUCAUAUCCAACCAUGGGACCCCAACUGAGGAAAUAUCAGGUUUCGUUGAAUCAAUCCUAAAACCGCUUGUCACCCACAGAGCAAGUUUUGUCCAAGACGCUAUAGACUUUCUACGGAAACUUAAAAACAUAGACCACCUUCCCAGCAACACCCUCCUAGCCACCAUGGAUGUUACCAGCCUAUACACCAACAUCCCACACCAGGAUGGCAUCCAAACCUGCCGUACAUAUCUACAGGAACAAGAUUACAGCUCAGAAUACAGACCCAAAGAUAUCACUGAGCUUAUACACUUCAUCCUCACACACAACAAUUUCACUUCUGAUAAUCAACACUUCCUCCAGAGGAUGGGAACAGCUAUGGGCACUAAAAUGGCCCCACAGUAUGCCAACCUUUUUAUGAGCCACCUGGAAGAAGACUUCCUCAAGAACUGCACCAUCAAACCCUUGCUAUACUUAAGAUACAUCAAUGACAUCUUCAUCAUUUGGACUGAAAACCUGCAAUCUCUGAUUGAGUUCCACCAGAAAUUCAGCAAUCCCCAUCUCUCCAUCCGACUUUCCCUAGAAUACUCCAGCACCAGCAUCUCCUUUUUAGACACGAUGAUCAGUAUCCAGAAGGGUAAAAUACAGACCACAGUAUACAAGAAACCCACAGACCAACAUACAUAUCUGCACAGAACCAGCAAUCACCCGAAACACACCAAAAAAUCUGUGAUAUACAGCCAGGCCCUCAGAUCCCACCGCAUCUGUACUGAAGAGCACACCCGGGAUCGCCACCUCACCAAUCUUAAAAUGGCUUUCACCCAGCAAGGACACUCCUCCAGAGAGAGAGAUCGCACAUUUGAAAGAGCCACCCGGAUACCACGUGAAGAACUGCUGCAGUACAGAAGAAAACCCCCACAAAUCGCACACCGCUGGUUAUGACAUAUCACCCCUCCCUCGAACCCGUACGGAAAAUCCUCAAAAAAUUGCAACCCGUACUAGAAAGAGACCCAAUUCUUAAAGAGCUCUUCCCAGAGCCACCCAUCCUAGCCUUUAAACAAGCACCGAACCUCGCCAACCUCAUCACCAGAAGCAAACUUCCUCAAGCCCAGACCACACCAAAAGGAUCCAGACCGUGCCAGGACAAGAAAUGCAAAACCUGCCAACACAUCUCCACCACCCCCACUAUUACUACACCCCACAACAGAGCCAUCAGCACCCCAGGAUCUUACAGCUGCACCUCCAGAAAUGUGAUAUAUCUCAUCCAAUGCACCAAAUGCCCUGAUGGAAAAUACGUGGGGAGACCAAACAACAACUGCGCACCAGAACGAACGCACACCGGACAUCUAUCAAAGACAGAAAUCCCAGAUUAUAAUGCAUCAAAAAUCCAAUGUCUAUGUUUAGUCCAUGAUCUCUAGUAUCCAGGAGGUUGGUGAAAUGGAGCUCAUAGGCUCGUCUCUGGGAAGUGGUGUGUACGUUUCCUUUGAGGAUCAGGACUGCGAGAUUGGAGAGAGAGUCGCUCUCCUGUGAGAAAUGUGCCCCCACCGGUAAUUGCGGAUUUCUGUCUUCGUGUCAUCCCAAAUGGGCCUAGCCUCUCGCUGAACCAACACAGGAAGAGGCGUACAAACAAGGGAAGCUCGGGCAGGCCCCAAGGAGGACUAUACAAGGAUGGCCGCAUUUGCAGGGAACAGACAGGAAAGGCUAAAGUGGCGACCAAACUUAGAUUAGCAACAGAAAUCAAGGACAACCAGAAGUCCUUCUUUAGGUACGUGGGGAACAGGAGGAAAAUAAAUGGGAGUGUGGGGCCAUUGCUCAACAACACAGGAGAGCUGGUUACCAGCACCCAGGAACAAGCUGAACUCCUGAAUGACUACUUCGCCUCGGUCUUUCACUGGACCAAGGGGAAAACAGCGCCAGGUGGAGUACAGGAUGAGCACGGCAGGAAUAACUGCCUUCCUACUAUUGCCGUAGAAUUGGCGUGUGAUCAACUAAAAAUAUUAGACAUGGACAGGUCAGUGGGACCAGGUGAUCUUCAUCCAAGAGUGCUGAAGGAGCUGGCCGAAGUCAUUGAGGAACCCUUGGUGAAACUCUUCCACAACUCGUGACGCUCUGGAGAAGUCCCUGAGGACUGG
Molecule: messenger RNA, 3597 nt
Organism: Alligator mississippiensis (American alligator)
Lineage: Eukaryota; Metazoa; Chordata; Crocodylia; Alligatoridae
Exons: 3
Coding region: 1445-2407 (320 amino acids)
Source: RefSeq, a predicted model, not a curated record